UUGCUCAAACAUUAACACACAAUAAUAAAAAAUAACUGAAAUAUUAAAAAUUAGAAAAAAUUCGUAAUAUACUUUGGUUUUAAAAAUGUCCAUUAUAAUCCUUACCGCAAAUUAGUUUUUACGCCGUUAGCAUUAGAAAUUUAUAGCCGGCAAAACAUUCCAUAUACUUGAAUCAGGAGUUUGUUAAACAGCUGAUGUUUUUAAACAAAUUUCUCGAUGCAUUUUUUUAACAAAUGUGCAUUGUUUUAAAUAAUCAAGAAAAAUGAGUGAAGAAAUGAAAACAUGUGCAGUACAAAUGGGAGAAGAUGAGGAUGAUUCAAGAGCCACGCCGGAAAGACCACCCUUUUCACCUAUAGGAUCACAAAUAUCAAAUGAAAAAGACAAAGAUACCCACAUGCCGACAGUUAAAACAGAGUCCAUAGAUAUUGUAAAACAAAAUGAUAACGAUCAGAAGGCACAAGAGGAGGAGAUCACACCACCAACACAAACUCAAGAAACAUCCAAACAAGAGGCCAAUAAAAUGUCAGCAAAUACAAAUGACAAUCAAGAGGUAAGAGUGAAAUCAGAACCAGACUUAGAUGAGGCUCAUGUUGUCGAUUAUGAUAUGCCCUUGUCAAAGACUCCUGAAAAAGAACAUGCUUCAACAGCAGCCCAAUCUAGCGAUUUGGAAACCACUAGAUUAUUAAGUAAUUUUCCAACAGUGGAAGCAGUAAAUGGAAAUACCUUUCAAAUGCCUACAACAAACUCUGUAACAGAUAAUACAGCAAAAUCAGCACUUGAUGCCUAUCUAGAUGGUUUGGCUACUCCUAUAGCACCUGUACGACCUCGCUUAAGAGUAAAAACAGAGUUUUCCCUUAUACCGCCAACUCCACGACCUGAGACUUCACCCCAACCUGAUUCUUUAAAUAAUCAAAGUAACAGUAUGGAAACUGAUCAAUCACCACCACCACCGCCCCCCUUAAUAUCAUCUGUUACCACCACAGAUAGUCUAGCAGAUGGCAUAGCCACUCCAAGAAUAUCUUUAGCGGCCAUAAAUCGCCUUAGAGUAAAAAACGAGUUUUCUACACCUGUACCAGAUUACAAUGAAGAUUCCUCUUCUUUACCCAGUGAUUAUUUUAAUGAUCUUUUAGAGACCAGAGAAACGAAAAGAGAAUCCGGAGAAGUGUCCAGCGAUAGCGAGGAUGAUAGUGAAGAUGAAAAUAUACCGGCCGAUUUCUUUGAUGAUUUACUACAAGAUAAACUAAAAGAAAGAAUUGAAGAGGCUAGAAAUAAUGAGUUAGAAGAAAAAUUUUCAGAACGUUUAAAGGAAUUAAAGAGAUUACAAAAAGAAAAACGUAAAAAAAGUAAAAAGCAAAAGAAAUCUAAAAAGAAAUCAAGAAAACGUUCUAGAUCAAGAUCCGUAUCGCCCUCAAGUAAUAGAACGAAAGAGAAACAGCAACAAGAUGUUGCUGAUAGUUUAAAUCAUUAUAAAAUUAAACGUAGUAGAAAUUUACCUCCUUCACACCAAGAAACAAAUACAAAAGCAGGCUCAAGUAGUGUUUUUAACCGGGAGUAUUUAGAGGAUUGUCUAAGAGUGGAUCAAAAUAUUAGAGUGAAAAGGGAAGCUUCCAUCAGUAAUGUGGAUAAUAAUCCAAUUGAGAGUGGAAUUUUGGUGGAAAAUGUAGAGGAAAUUGAGGAAGUUUUAACGCCUAAGCAAAAGAGAGAAAGAGCUAUCAAACGUGCCACUGCCUUACUGCAACACCUCAAAGAUACCGCCGGCGCUGAAGAAUCUAAUAUUUUCUCUUCUUUUCCCUUCGUUUCCACGGUACGCAAAUUGCCCACCAGUCAUUCAUAUGUUCAGCAACAAAUCUAUGAAAAUCGUUCUCCUCUGCACACAAUCAAUAAUGUUAGUUAUAAAUUUAAUUCUCAUACCACUCGUUUCAACAUGGAGGAAUGGGGUUUAGCUGCACUUCCAACGCAUGCCGCCAAAGUGGCUAAAUUAAUAGGCUGUGAUGCUCAGUUUAUACAUACCAAAUUGAAAACGAUUAAAAUUCCGGCCAAAUUGAAAAAAGUCAAACAGGAGUCGGGCAAUAAGGAUCAGCAGGAAAAUGAUGAAGAAGAGGAAUUAAUAGAAACCAGUUCAUCGUUAUACUGUAAUGCCAUGACACAAACAGAUGAUCUGGAAGAAUUCGAUAUGCAGCGUAAGACAAAAGGUUAUGACAUAGCUAUACAAGUAGAGCCCAGUGUCUAUAGCAUAGGCUGUCAGACUCUAGAAACACAAUCGCCUACAGAGAAUAUGCAUCAAGAUGAUGAUUCGCCCAUUAUGAAUAUUAUACGUGAUCUUAAUGAGAAUCAAUUAAUGGCCAUACAUCAAUUUGCCGAAUUGAUACGACAACCAAAUGCCAAUGUCAGCAAUGCCAUGGAAAUGUAUAAAAUUCAAAUGCAAAUAGUGGAUAUAUAUAAAAUAUCACAAAUUCCCUCUGCCUUGGCUACGACACAAACCCAGGCUAUUAAUAAUUAUACCACAACCUGCACCACCAAUACAAGUCCUUCGCGGCAAAGAGGUAAUGUACAACCACCAAGAGAAUCAAACCAGUUGACCAUACAAAGUGUUCGCGGAGCUGAUGGUACACAAUUUUCCAUUAAUGAUCCUAGAGCUAAGUCAGCAGUUUAUUCUCAAAGAAUUGCUAAAAAUACUGGUGCUGGUUCAUCAUCAUCAACAUCAUCAUCAUCAUUAUCGUCGUCCUCUUCAACUACAUAUGAUUCUAGAUAUUCAGCUUUUGCUCAACCCUCUCAUCAUGGCAGAUCUUCACCCCAUGAGACCUAUUCACAGGGACGUUCGUUUGCCAAUGAUAACGGUAGUAGAUCUUCUUCGCAUCAACGUCAGUAUGGACAAAAAAGUCAACCUCCUCUGCCUACUACAACGAAAUUUUAUGGUCGUGGUGGUUUAAGACGUUGACCUAGGUUGGAAAUGGUGAUUUGAUAGGAUUUAUUUUUUAUUUUUAUUUACUAUUAAUUCCUCAACAAUGUCUGAAACUAUUCCUUAAUGUCGAUAGUUAAUCGUUGCCAAGUUAAUGUAAUUAUGGACUAGUUUAUUGAUUAGACUAUGGACUUGUUUAUAGACUAGAUUUAAGACUAGUCUAUUGUCUAUGGAAUAGACUACGUGAUAGUCUACAGACAAGUCUAUAAAAGAGUCUAUGGACUAGUUUAUUGACUAUACAGUGGACUUUUCCAUUGGCAAGUCUAUUGACAAGUCUAUGAACCAGUCUGUUGACUAGUCUAUGAACUAGUCUGUUGACUAGUCUAUGAAAUAGUCUAUUGAGAAGUAUAUUGUCUAGUGUAUGGAAUAGACUGGGUAAUAGUCUACGGAAUAGUGUAUAGAAGAGUCUGUGGCCUCGUUUAUUGACUCGACAAUGGACUAGUCAAUGAACUUUACUAUUGACUUUUUAUGGACUAGUUUAUGGGCAUUUCUAUUGACUAAUCUAUAGACUAGACUCUAGACUAGUCUAUUGUCUAGUCUAUGGAAUUGCCUACGUUGUAGUCUACAGAUAUGUCAAUAGAAGAGUCUAUGGACUUGUUUAUUGGCUAGACUAUAGACAAGUCAAUUGACAUUUCUAUUGUCAAGUCUAUAAUCUAGUCUAUGAACUAGUUCAUUGACUAGUCUAUGAACUAGUCUAUAAACUAGUCUAUAAACU
Molecule: messenger RNA, 3674 nt
Organism: Lucilia cuprina (Australian sheep blowfly)
Lineage: Eukaryota; Metazoa; Arthropoda; Insecta; Diptera; Calliphoridae
Exons: 3
Coding region: 263-2938 (891 amino acids)
Source: RefSeq, a predicted model, not a curated record